AUGUAUACACACAUAUAUAUUUCUCUUAAUUAAAGCCUUUAUCAAUCGUAAGAAAAAAAAAUAAAUCACAAUAUAUGCAAAUACAAUAAUAAAAUGUUACAUAAUUUGUAACCAAUGUUGAUAAAAAGAAUAACCUAAAGAGGAAGGAAUAUUGAAGUAACUGUUCAAAUAGAACAUUAGCUUUAAUCGAUAGAAAUUGUAUAGAAUACAUUUAAGAAAUAAAUUAAUUUGUCAAAAUUAACGACUAUAACAAUGCUUACUUAAUAACCCUAAUGAGACCAAGCAGAGUACUCAGUAGUGUCCAAGUCUUGAUUUACAGAAAAAUGAUGUGGUUACUCUUUGUUAAUUUAAUAGUUAUUUGCUCUUCCAGUACUACAAUACCAAAAAUUACUAUUGUAAAUGCUACUAAGGCUCCUACUGCUAGUCUGUUUUUUUUUCAUGGUUCAGGAUCUUCAGGAAAUGAUGUAAAACAUUGGAUUGAUAUUUUGAACGGAGGGGAAUUAAAAUUUCCACACAUAAAGAUUAAUUAUCCUUCUGCACCUGCUCAACCUUAUACACCCAACAAUGGAAUGCUUAGUAAUGUGUGGUUUAAUCGCAAGAGCAUCAACAUCAAUGUUCCUGAAGAGAUGGAGUCUAUAAAUCCAAUGUGUCAAAAUGUAUUACAACUGAUUGAUACAGAGGUUUCUAAUGGAAUUCCAUAUAACAGAAUUGUUGUUGGUGGCUUUUCAAUGGGAGGUGCAUUAUCAUUUCAUCUGGCAAACAGGUUCCAACUGCCUUUAGCUGGAUGUUUUGCUAUGUCCAGCUUUCUCAAUAGACAUUCAUCAGUGUAUGAGGCUUUAAAAGUAAAUUCAGGAACAAAACCACCACUUCUACAAUUUCAUGGCACUGCUGACAAAUUAGUUCCAUUAAAUUGGGGAGAAGAAACUUAUUCUAAUCUAAAGGAACAUGGAAUUGAUGGCCAAUUUAUACCAUUGAAUAAUGUGGUUCAUGAAUUGACUGGUCCUGAAGUAGAAUCUUUCAAAAGAUGGGUGUUAGAGAUAUUACCUGAGACAUAAAUUUAUACUAAUUUUAUCUUGUAAAAAGCAAUGUGAAAUUAUACUUGUACACAUUUA
Molecule: messenger RNA, 1112 nt
Organism: Colletes gigas
Lineage: Eukaryota; Metazoa; Arthropoda; Insecta; Hymenoptera; Colletidae
Product: lysophospholipase-like protein 1
Exons: 4
Coding region: 273-1055 (260 amino acids)
Biological process (GO): protein depalmitoylation
Cellular component (GO): cytoplasm
Molecular function (GO): palmitoyl-(protein) hydrolase activity; carboxylic ester hydrolase activity
Source: RefSeq, a predicted model, not a curated record